Messenger RNA from Scomber scombrus (Atlantic mackerel), 1528 nucleotides. It is a transcript of the gene bbln, whose product is annotated as bublin coiled coil protein. The record is from RefSeq and is a predicted model, not a curated record. The transcript has 2 exons. The coding region runs from base 262 to 627 and encodes 121 amino acids. NCBI's taxonomy places the organism in Eukaryota, Metazoa, Chordata, Actinopteri, Scombriformes, Scombridae.
GACGUUUUCCAGUUAAACGUAAAGCUAGCUGAAUUAGCCUGUGGGAGAUUAUUUUAUUACUCUUUCCACAAACACCGUCGAAGAGGACAUCUAUUAGUGCAUUAUUAUUUGCCAUUUGGGGACAUUUUUGCUGAGCUUAAAUUGUCGCUCGCAGAGACUUUUGCUAAUGCUAGUUCGCUGGUCGCUAGCUACCUAGCUAGCUAAAACGAAACAUAACACAGCUGUUUGGACAAAACAUUAAUAAACGCAGAUAUUUAAACAAUGUCUGGACCAAAUGGAGACCCCAACAUCUCUGUUGAUGAGGGUAUCAUCAACGACGAGGAUGAAUUCGGCGAAGGAGAGUACGCAUCCAUCAACUCCAUGCUAGAUCAGAUCAACUCGUAUCUCGAUGACCUGGAGGACCGGAACGACGCACUUAACGGCAAACUGCACGAUCUGAUGGAGUCCAACCGUCAAGCCCGGCUGGAGUUCAGGGCCCAGCUGCUCGGCUCUCCCACCGAGGAGGAGGAGGAGGAGGAGGAGGAGCCGAGCCAACAACCUGCAGACGUGGACUCCUCCUCACCUGGCACGGAAGAGCUGGAUGAUGAUGACACCGGGAAAUCGCAAAUAAGCGAUAAGAGCAGUUAGAAAAAUGGGGAUUGAGUUAGAAAAAUGUCUGAAAGUUGAGUCCUAACCUCCAUAGACCAUGCCUGUGUGAGUCUUCUGUAAAAUUGCACCCUCAUCAGCAGACGUGUGUACGACAGUGAUAUUUUCCAUAUCCUCUUGUCACUGAACUCGAUCUAGUUUUUCUCCUUUUUUUUUUGAACUGUGGUGUGCUGAAGAUUGAAGUUUAUUGACCCUCUUUGCAGCUCAUCAAACAAGUUGGACGUCACAGUAACUUAGCACUCUGUUGCCAACUUGCUAUGUAAAAGGCUCGAUCUCCCUCUGUAGUGGGACAUAAUGAUGACAUUCCCAAAGCAAGGAAUACACCAGUAGAUUUUUAAGAAGGUAAUUGAAGAGACUUGGCAUCAGUUAUGUGUGAUAUUAAUGAAGGGGGGGGAGGUAAGAGAUUUAAAUGCAUAACCCUGCACAUGCUUGAUUCUGUCCUCAUGGUUAAACUGGAGAAUAACAUUAUGAUGUUUCUGGCUUCACCAAGAAUCAAUGUAAUGCUUUUAUAACAGCUGCAAUCUCUGUAAUUACUGUAUGUGUCCCCAAAAAGUGAAUAUGCAACAUUCCAGAUGUCAAAAAAGUAUUUAUUUAAAAAAAAAAAAAAAACUAUUAUGGAUCAUCUGCAGCAUGAUGAAAUGUGUGCAGUUUGUUUUCUUCAUCAUGUUCAGGAUUAAAACUGCUGUAUGAAAAGUGUUUAUGUAGAACAACCACAACCACAAGCUUUGGGAAUUAUCAGACAUUUUAAUAUAAAUUAAAAUGACCCCCGAACAGAAAACAAAAAAAAACAUCCAAAAAUACAUUAAACUUCCAGCAGUUAGAAAACAUCACUUGUUUUGAUCUCAAAUUGUCAGUUAGCUGAAUAAAAAUACAAUAAGAAACA